This is a messenger RNA of Salvelinus fontinalis (brook trout), 4019 nucleotides long. RefSeq names its product protein phosphatase 1 regulatory subunit 1A-like. The transcript is spliced from 8 exons. Gene Ontology annotation, cellular component: cytoplasm. Gene Ontology annotation, molecular function: protein phosphatase inhibitor activity. The record is from RefSeq and is a predicted model, not a curated record. NCBI's taxonomy places the organism in Eukaryota, Metazoa, Chordata, Actinopteri, Salmoniformes, Salmonidae. Gene Ontology annotation, biological process: intracellular signal transduction. Bases 503 to 1180 code for a protein of 225 amino acids.
GGAGAGAGAGAAGAGAGAGAGAGAGAGAGAGAGAGAGAGAGAGAGAGAGAGAGAGAGAGAGAGAGAGAGCACAGUAUGCCCUUGCCUCCCUCCUUCCUCUCUAUUAUAAAACUGAAAGGAGACUGAAUAGAGGAACAGUAGAGCUGGAAAACAAAGAAAGACACUGAAAGAGUACGGCAUAGAAAGGACAGGGAGAGAGAGAACGGGGCUAAAAUAACGGGACGUGUGUGAAGAGAGAGAAAGAGAGACAGACAGAGCUCAGUGUAGCAGCAUCACCACUUCCACCUCCUCUCUUCCAUAGCUACCUUUACCUCCUCCCUCCCUCCUCCUUCUGUACUCCAUCUCUCCUGGUUCUCCCUCCUCUCUUCCAUAGCUACCUUUACCUCCUCCCUCCCUCCUCCUUUCUGUACUCCAUCUCUCCUGGUUCUCCCUCCUCCUUUCUGUACUCUGUCUCCCCUGGUUCUCCUCUUCUCUGUCUACUACUAUUACCGCCAGCAGGACCAUGGAUACAGGAAGCCCCAGGAAGAUCCAGUUCACCAUGCCUCUCCUGGACUCACACCUGGACCCAGAGGCUGCUGAACAGAUCAGAAGACGUCGGCCCACACCUGCUACUCUGGUAGCAUCCAGUGACCAGUCUUCUCCAGAAAUAGAUGAAGACCGUCUUCCAAACCAGUUAUACAAGGCAGCAUUGAUGAACUCUCCCAGGCAAAGGAGGAAGGGCGCAAGAGUCACGCCCACUAUGAAAGAGUUACAGUUCAUGGUAGACCACCAUCUGUAUAAACAGCAGCAGCAGGGUGGAGGUGAUGAGUGUUCCUCAGAGAGCUGUCUGUCUGACAGACCCAGCCCGGACGCUCUGCCCAACGGGGAGGAUGAAGAGGAGGAGCUGCCGGAGGAUGAGGAGGCCUGGGGAACCGAGGACAAGGUCACUGCAGAGGCCUUUGAGAAGCUGCGCUGCCAGAUGGAGGAGUUUUCGCGGAGCAGUCUAUCAGAAGCUACAGGGGGACACGAGUGCCCCGUCUCCGAGGAGGAAGUGGGAUGCUCCACCGUUCCCAUGGCAGCAACAUCAUUGUCACAACAACAACACACACUAGCAGCUGCAGAUACAACAGCUGCUUGCACUGCGAGUCCACUGGCAGAGAAGAAAACGAAGAAACCUAGCCAGGCAAAACAAGACAAGUAGAACCGUAGAACAGCCUCCACAGCAACCUGGCAUGCGUCCUAAGUGGCACCCUAUUCCCUAGCUAUGAAGUGUACUCCUUUUGAUCAGAGUAGUGCACUAUAUAGGGAAUAGGGUACCACUUGGAAUGCAAACUUGAUGUUCAAUAAGUAACUUAGACAGACAGAUGACAGACAAUGACUGACCAUCCUUUUGACAGACAGACUUACGGCUGAAUUCAAUCUGUAUCACAGAGGUAUCGCAGAAAAUCUGCAUUAAAUGCAAAUUCAUUGGUGUAAAACACUACUUAAGAGUUUUUGGGGGUAUCUGUACUGUACUAUAUAUAUUUUUGACAACUUUUACUUUUACUCUACUACAUUCCUAAAGAAAAUCAUGUACUUUUUACUCCAUACCUUUUCCCUGACACCUAGAAGUACUCAUUACAUUUUGAAUGCUGACUAGGACAGGAAAACGAUCCGAUAUACACACUUAUCAAGAAAACAUCCCUGGUCAUCCCUACUGCCUCUGAUCUGGCGGACUCACUAAACACAAAUGCUUUGUUUGUAAAUGAUGUUGGAGUGUUGGAGUGUGCCCUUGGCUAUCUGUAAAAAAUAUAUAUAUUAUUGUGCUGUCUGGUUAGCUAAAUAUAAGGAAUGUGAAAUAAUGUAUAUAUAUAUUAUCAAUUACAUUUACUUUUGAUACUUAAGUAUAUUUAAAACCAAAUACUUUUAGACUUUUACUUAAGUAGUAUUUUACUGGGUGACUUUCACUUUUACUUGAGUCAUUUUCUAUUAAUGUAUUUUUACUUCUACUCAAGUAUGACAAUUGGGUACUUUGUUCACCAUUGUGUAAAGGUACUUUCUGAUUGAGCCAACAUGUGCAGCGUCUACCGUGAAUUCAGUCUCUGCGACCACGGGAACAUUGCCUUUAAUUGUCACGCCUGCUCCCGCUCUCCCUCUCUGGGCGCUCGACGGCGCCAGGCUACCCAUCAUUACGCACACCUGUCACCAUCAUUACGCGCAUCAGCGCUCAUUGGACUCACCUGGACUCCCAUCACUUUGUUGAUUGCCUCCUCUAUAUCUGUCUGUUCCUCAGUUUGUUCCCCCAUGUCAGCAUUAUUAAUGUCAUUAUUUUUCCCGUCCAGACGCUGUCCGUGUUCUGUUUCAUGUCCGUUGCUUAUUAAAUGUUCAGUCCCUGUACUUGCUUCUCGUCUCCCAGCGUCUGUCCUUACAAUGGUGCUAUAAAGCGGCUCUUCAUCGCUACGGAUGGAAUAGAGCCCUUUCUGUAGAUAAAGGAGCUAUCAGGGUAUCCGUCUGGCCGGGCCUUAUACCAUGCAGGUGGAAACGACAAUGUAGCUACUUGCAUUAGGUCCAAAAUCCUACAGUACCAGUCAAAAGUAUUGACACACCUACUCAUUCCAGGGUUUUUCUUUAUUUUGACUAUUUUCUAGACUGUAGAUUAAUAGUGAAGACAUCAAAACUAUGAAAUAACACAUUGGGAAUCAUGUAGUAAACAAAAAAAGUGUUAAACAAAAUCUAAAUAUAUUUUAUAUUUGAGAUUCUUCAAAGUAGCCACCCUUUGCCUUGACAGCUUUGCACUCUCUUGGCAAACCCUGGAAUGAGUAAAACAUUCUCUAACAUGAAGUUCCAAACAGGAUAUAAGUAUUUGGCUAUAUUUCAUGCAAAGUGUUUUUUGUUGUUGUAUACACAAACUGCAGCAGCCUACCACUCCCAUGUCUAAUAUGCCUGCUGCGUAAAACUUAUGAAUCCAACAUAUUGUUAAUUGUUAUUGUUGUAAUUGUUAAUUGGUUUAUUAAUUGUUAAUUAAUAUAACUAAGAUAUUUAUAAGAUUGCUUUAAUGUUUUAGACAUUCUGUCCUGGACUCGUGAAAAGUGAGCGGUAGUCUUGGUUGGCUAACAGAGAUCUUAAACAACAACAACAACUGGAUGUCUAUUUUUAUGAGUCACGGGGCAGUCAGAAGCUGCCUCACAAAUGACACCCUAUUCCCUACAGAGUGCCCUACUUUUGUCCAGGGCCCAUAGGGCACUAGUAAAAAGUAGUGCACUAUAUGGGAAAUAGGGUGCCAUUUAGGAUGUAUCCAGGGAAUCGUCUCUGAUCCAAUUUGGAAUUGAGAUCAGUCUCUGUCCCAUGUGAAUCUCUCAAGUCUAAAAUGACAGAUAAGGGACCUUCUAUUGGACAGAAGGACUCUGGCUGAACUUUGACCUUCUAAACCAAAACAACAUUGACUACUGACAUACCACUCAUGCAUGGCAAGACUUUUACUGUACACCCCCUUAGUACUGUGCUAAACCCAGUACAUACACCGUUUUUUGUUUGUUGUUUAGUAUUUAAUGUAUAUACAAUAACAACACCCAGAAACGUACGUAACUUAUUUUAUCAUUAGGAAUUAUUUUUAUUUUCUACAGGAUUGAUCCCAUACUCUGAUGUGGCAUUAGGCCCAUGAUUGGGUGACAUUUUAAACUACAGAUGUAGAAUUUUAAUUUGAUCACCCUGUUGCAGGAGAUCUUUCCUGCAUUGCGGGGACAUGUAAAACUUGUAGAGUAUUUGAGGAUUCAAAAGGCUUCUGAAGUUUGUCAUUUCCACUUUCAGAUUUUAGACUUGAUUUUUCCUCACGAAAAGUGUAUCAACCCCUACAAAAUAUGACAAUUCACUAUGCUUAUAAUAAUUCACAUUUAGCAAACUGGCUUAAAUUAAGAUUCUACACCUGUAUUGAGCUGUUGACAGCUACUGUUCAGUGUCAUCAUGUCCUUUUGAUUAUAGACUGGAUCUUUAUUCCAUGUUCUAUAUGUAUAGUACACAGCAAAUGAACCACGUGAAAAUUAAAGAUGUCUACAGAAUUAUAA